AAUCAGUACUGUCGCCACACGAAACGGAGAGCAGUAAAGCGCACCGAAUCCGGUGCUAGUCUCAAACAGCACCUCCAUUGAACCAGUUGGAGCACUCGAUAUGAAAAACCAAUCAGUGCCAGUGCCUCGUACUACUCCAGGAGACACCGUUGCAGGAGUACAUGAGCAGCCGGGCUCCAAACCGAUGGCUCCUUCCGGCCGGUUCCCUGCACUUCUCGGAAGGUCAUGUCAUCCAUGGCAAAACGCCAGUUCAGCUACCAUUAAAGAAGAAGAGAGAGAAAGCGUAUCAGGCAGGCCGCCUACAUAUACCAGUCCCCCGCGCUCACACUUCCCACUCCUCGCCGUCACAGGAAACCUUCCCUUCUUCCCCUCCCAGCUACCCCGCCCGGCGCCCGCUCACCUCUCUUGCCUUGGCACAGGGGGAUGAAGCGCCCGACCGUGCUGUGCGCGGCCGUCCUGGUGGUCGUGCUCCUGGCGGCCUGCACAGCCGCGGCGGCAGCGGCGAUUACCAUCUCGCGGAAGCACCAGCACCGGGCGUCGGCGGCCCGGUCCUGCGACGUGUUCGCCGCUGGCAGCUGGGUGGUGGACGAGUCGUACCCGCUCUACGACUCGGCGCGCUGCCCCUUCAUCCGCGACGAGUUCAACUGCCGCAAGUUCGGCCGCCCCGACAAGGCGUACCUCAAGUACCGGUGGCAGCCCGACCCGCCGUGCUCCCAGCCCAGGUUCGACGGGGUGGCGCUGCUGAGAAUGUGGAGCGGGAAGAAGGUGAUGUUCGUGGGCGACUCGCUGGCGCUGAACCAGUACGAGUCGCUGCUCUGCAUGCUCCACGCCGCCGCGCCCAGCGCUCGCAUCACCGUCUCGCCGGCGUCCGGGAGGAUCGACCCCUCCACCACCGCCCGGUUCGAGGACUACAACGUGACGCUGGUCUACUACCUGACGCACUACCUGGUCGACCUCGUCGACGAGAAGGCUGGGCGCAUCCUCAAGCUCGAUGUCAUCGACCAAGGUCGCAACUGGCUCGGCGCCGACGUGCUCGUCUUCGACUCCUGGCACUGGUGGCCGCGCACCGGCCCGACGCAGCCGUGGGACUACAUCCAGGUGGGCAACACGGUAAUGAAGGACAUGGACCGGACGCAGGCCUUCACCACGGCGCUGCACACCUGGGCCGGGUGGGUCGAUGCCAACCUCGUCCAGACCAGCACCAAAGUCUUUUUCCAGGGCAUCUCGCCCUCUCACUACAAGGGCCAGGAGUGGGGCGCGUCGCCGAAGAAGACGUGCAUGGGGGAGACGCAGCCGCUGAACGGCACGGCGGCGUACCCCGGGGGGCCGAUCCCGCAGCAGGCGAUCCUGAGGAGCGUCUUGGCCGGGAUGGCGAAGCCGGUGUACCUGCUGGACUUCACCUACAUGGCGCAGCUGAGGAAGGACGCGCACCCCACCAAGUACGACGGUGGCAUCUUCGAGGGGGACUGCACCCACUGGUGCGUCGCCGGACUACCGGACACCUGGAACGUCCUCUUCUACGCCGCACUCACCGGCCAGUACUGAUCACAGUAUUAAGCUAGUGUGUAGUUCAAUAAGUAAAGGAAAAGAUAGCAGAUUGAUUUAGUUUAUAGGGGCCAAAGGAUUUUUUUCCCAACCCAAACGAUAGAAGAACACCAAAAAGCUUCGUGGUUCUUUCUUUCUCCGAAAUGGAGAUGCAAAAUACUGUAGCUGGCAUUGGGGAUAUGGGCGUGAUUUGUGAGUGAAGAUUUAUACAAAGGAAAUACAUCCUUUUGGCACUUUAUUUUUUUAAUAGAACAAAACAAAAGACACUAUACCUA
This is a messenger RNA of Phragmites australis (common reed), 1820 nucleotides long. Its product is annotated as protein trichome birefringence-like 38. The transcript is spliced from 6 exons. Gene Ontology annotation, molecular function: O-acetyltransferase activity. Gene Ontology annotation, cellular component: Golgi apparatus. The record is from RefSeq and is a predicted model, not a curated record. Bases 424 to 1545 code for a protein of 373 amino acids. Lineage: Eukaryota; Viridiplantae; Streptophyta; Magnoliopsida; Poales; Poaceae.